Tricharina praecox is the source of this 483-nucleotide messenger RNA. Its product is annotated as ankyrin repeat-containing domain protein. The record is from RefSeq and is a predicted model, not a curated record. Gene Ontology annotation, molecular function: protein binding. The transcript has a single exon. NCBI's taxonomy places the organism in Eukaryota, Fungi, Ascomycota, Pezizomycetes, Pezizales, Pyronemataceae. Bases 77 to 436 code for a protein of 119 amino acids.
GGCCGUCGUCCGCUUGCUCGUCGACCGCGGAGCCGCGGUUUCGGUCGCCACCGAGAACGGGUUAACACCCGUGCACAUGGCGCUGGGGUGCCGGCCCUCGCCAUUGGCGGCGCGGCAGCUCCACCGCAGGGAUUGCCCCGCCGUGCUCAGCGCGCAGCACCAGGCGACUACGCGUCUACUCGUCGAGCGCGGAGCUAGUGUCUCGGCUGCCGAUGGGAGCGGAAAGACGCCGUUGCAUGCCGCUGCGGAGAAGAGGUGCGAGGCGAUUGUGCGGGUGCUGCUCGACUGUGGCGCCGGAGCCACGGUAGCCGACAAGUUUGGGAGGACACCACUUCACGUCGCAUCGAGGCGCGGGCACAAUGCGAUAGCUGGUCUGCUCAUCGAUCGUGGAGCUGACGUCUGGGCCGUCGAUAAGAACGGAGCGAGGCCGCUGUAGGUCGCUUUGGGAAGGAGGGGCGAGGCCGUGGUACGCCCACUCGUCGA